AUGCUGUUACUGAGCUCCGUGCACGCCAGCCCGCUCACGCCAACGGGAGCGCGCACGGCGGUGCUGAAGGAGGAGAUGCGGGGGGAGGAGGCGGUGGUGGUGCUGGAGGAGGAGGCGGUGGUGCUGGAGGAGGAGGUGCGGGGGGAGGAGGUGAUGGUCGUGCUGGAGGAGGAGAGACCUUUGGAGAUGCCUCCGCCUGUGCGCGUCCGCCUGUCCGCCGAGACGAGAUUUGAACACUUUUUGUCUAUUUCAGAUUUUGUGGAAGAAUCACUGCUGGACGAUUACGCAGAUGUACUGGACCUCAUCAGAGUUACCAUCAGUCGACUACACCGCUCCUCCUCCACCUCCUCCACCUCCUCCACCUCCUCCACCUCCUCCACCUCCACUCCCUCUGACACAACCUCCAGGACUAGACACAGACGGGCCAAGAAGCGGGGCCCGCCUGCCCAGAAGAGGAGGGGUGUGGUGGGGCAGCGUGCGAGAGGAGGGCGGGGCCAGGGCUGCGCGCUCAAACAGGUGCAGCUCAACGUGACGGACCUGGCGCUCGGCUACCGCUCCGGCGAGGAGAUGAUUUUCAGAUACUGCGCAGGACCGUGCAGGAAAUCAGAGACAAACUACGACAAAAUCCUGUCGAACCUGGUCCAGGGCAAGAGACUGCCCCCUAAAGACCGCCCCGCCCAGACCUGCUGUCGCCCCGUCGCCUUCGACGACGACCUCUCGUUUUUAGACGACAACCUGAUCUACCACACCAUGAGGAAGCACUCUGCCCGGAAGUGUGCGUGUGUGUGA
Periophthalmus magnuspinnatus is the source of this 789-nucleotide messenger RNA. RefSeq names its product glial cell line-derived neurotrophic factor-like. Bases 1 to 789 code for a protein of 262 amino acids. Lineage: Eukaryota; Metazoa; Chordata; Actinopteri; Gobiiformes; Gobiidae. The record is from RefSeq and is a predicted model, not a curated record. The transcript is spliced from 2 exons. Gene Ontology annotation, molecular function: receptor tyrosine kinase binding; glial cell-derived neurotrophic factor receptor binding; growth factor activity. Gene Ontology annotation, biological process: negative regulation of neuron apoptotic process; peripheral nervous system development; positive regulation of branching involved in ureteric bud morphogenesis.